UGUUUGUCUUUGGAAGGCGUGUGAGCAGUUUUACUUGAAGAGAAGAUUGUGUUUGAAAGUCAGAUCUGUUGGGUCUGGUUGACGUUGAUUUUUGAUAAUCUAUUAAAUCAGGGGAUUGAAAGUUCCUGAUGCCGCAGCUUCAGAGUCGAGUAGAAGGAGUUCAGACUCUUUGUGGAUUGUGUCGAGUUUCACUGAGACACUGAAGCUGCCUCCUUCAGGUUCAGGUUACCUGAGAGUCACUGAGGACGUGACUGCGGCAGCGGAGAGGAGGGGACAGGGUGCGGAGGACCUUAUCAGUUCUCUGGAAGUGUGACGUCCACCGUUAGAGGGCGGGUUCCAGGGUAGAGGUGAAACAGGUGAGACGGAGAGAGUGAGAGGAUUAUACAAACACAACGGCAGAUUAAAACGGAGCUGAUGAGCUCUGUUCAGCCGGGAGGACUCGUUUGGACACAGAGUUCUUCAGGAGAUGUCUGGAGCUGCUCAUCUGGACUUUGUCAGGAUGAAGCCAAAAACUCUGAGUCUGAGCUGAGCAGCCGGCGAACUGGACCCGAGGGACAGGGGCAUGUACGUCCUGUGCACUCUGGCGGUUCUGACCCUCCACAGCCUCCUCAAGAGCCUUAACAAGGCUGUGGAGCCCGACAGGACCUCAGCGGCUGCUGAGCAGAUAGGUUCUAUGCAGGAUGGGGAAGAUGCUGAGCUCUGCCGAGUGCCCAGGACUACGGGUCGAGGAGACGAUGCCAUGAAGAAGGUGGAUAACAGAGGACAGAGGUGCUGCAGAGCUGAAGGGAAGAGGAAGAGAGGAGGAGGCAUGUGUAACGUCCCUGUCAACAGGACACAAGUUCAGCCGGUCCAGCGGUCCAGUGCUCUGCUCUGUCCGUCGGUCAUGUUCGGAACAAGAAAGACCUGGGACCUCGGCCACGCCCCCUGCCUGCAGGAGCUCUGGAAGAAAGACAUCUCAUUGGACGCGAGCUCACUGGACUUCCUGAUGAGUGAUGGUGAAGACGACAACUCCUUCCUAUCUCUGCCCAACGCCACCUUCUCUCAGCGCCCCUCUCUGACCGCAGAGCUGACCGAAACAAGCGCACCCAGCCAGCAGCUGCUCAUCCAGAAGGUCACCUGGUCCUGCUGGUGGACUCCGGCCCACACUCUACAGGACAAAGUGUGUGAGUUUCAGUCUCGUCUUCGCUCUGAAGAAGUCACUCGUCACCUGCUCGUCCAGCAGCUGCAGCAGCAGAGCGUCCAGGAGAAGUCGUGUGGAGGAGGCGGGACUGUGGGAGGAGUCCAGGCGCCGGGGGAGGAGCGUCUGUCAGGGCCGCCAAACGGUGAACAACCUUCAGAUUGUUUCAGCCGUCAAGAAGAGCAGCUCGUUAUUCGGCUGCGCACACAGGUGGAGGAGCUGGAGAAGAAGCUGUUGGAUCAGACUGAGGAGGUGGAGAGACUUCGCUCAGAGCUGGGGGCGACAGACCUGGAGAAGCAGCUGGAGCUGCUGGAGGUGGAGAACGAGCGUCUGAAGCAGGAGCUGAAGUCAUGGAGGAGCUCAGAGCUUCAGAAGCUCGACGCUGCAGCAGAGACGUGCAGCUGCAGCCACUGCCCCCACAGCCAGGACGCAGACUCCCUGCGCAGGGAGGUGUCGCGCUGGGAGAACCAGGCCCGGCAGAGGGAGCGUCGUCUGGCUGAGCUGGAGCGAGAGCUGCUGGAGAAGAGCUCCAGGGUGGAGGCUCUCCACCGACAGCUGGAUGACUCCACCCGGCAGCUGGAGGAGUCGAGGCAGAGGCAGGAAGAGGCUGAGCAGGAGACGGCCAGACAGGCUGCAGCGCCCUCUAGGGUCAAGUACGUGACUCAGACGGUGGAGGUGGAGUCGGCCGACUCGCAGAAGGCUCUGGUUGAGAUGCAGAUGAAGAACGCCGGCCUGCAGGAGCAGCUCUCUCUCCAGAGGCAGCUGCUGAGGGAGCUGGAGACGCAGCUGCACGAGUCGCAGAGGACCUGCGCUCAGCUCAGGACGCAGCUGCUCGCCGAUCGAGGCCGUCUCUGCAGCCUCCUCUCCACAGCCAUCGGCGGAGGAAACAGUGAGGAGGUUCGCAGGUUGUCUAAGAUCCUGGUGUACGAGGGGGAGAUGGAGCGAGCGCAGGGUCAGCUGGAGGUGGAGAUGCAGAACCUGGAGGAGGAGAAGAACCGAGUGAUCGAGGAGGCCUUCAUCAGAGCCGAGAGCGAGAUGAAGGCCGUGCACGAGAACCUGGCAGGAGUGCGUAUGAACCUGCUCAGUCUGCAGCCGGCUCUCAGGACUCUCACCUGCGACUACAACUGUCUGAAGCGGCAGGUGCAGGAGUUUCCCUUCAUGCUGGAUAAAGCCAUCACCGAGGCGAAGCAGGAGAUCUGUCAGGUGAUCAGCGAGGUGAGCAGCACUAACCAGGAUCUGCUGCGUAAAUACAAGCGGGAGAUGAACCUGAGGAAGAAGUGUCACAACGAGCUGGUUCGACUCAAAGGUAACAUCCGUGUGUUCUGCCGCGUCCGCCCGGUGAGUCAGGAGGAGCAGGACGCCGCCGACGCCAAAACCAUGCUGAGCUUCGACUCGGAUGACGACGCCGUCCUCUACCUCUCCAGCAAGGGCAAGAUGAUGACCUUUGAACUGGACAAAGUUUUCCCUCCUCGGGCCACGCAGACUGAGGUGUUUCAGGAAGUGCAGUCUCUGGUCACUUCCUGUAUCGACGGCUUUAACGUCUGCAUCUUCGCCUACGGACAGACCGGCUCUGGGAAGACCUACACCAUGGAGGGCGUAGUGAACGACCCCGGCAUCAACCAGCGGGCGCUGCGUCUGCUCUUCUCCGAGGUGACGGAGAAAGCUCCAGACUGGGACUACAAGAUCAGCGUGGGCAUGGUGGAGAUCUACAACGAGACGCUGCGGGACCUGCUGGGCGAGAACCCCACGGACAAGCUGGACAUCAAGAUGAACCCUGACGGCAGCGGACAGCUCUACGUCCCCGGACUGACUGAGUUCCCUGUGCAGAGCCCGGAGGACAUCAACCGGGUGUUUGAGUUGGGUCACAUGAACCGAGCGACGGCCUGCACCAACCUGAACGAGCACAGCUCUCGCUCACACGCCUUGCUCAUCAUCACCGUGUGUGGGUUCAACGCCGCCACUGGAAACCGCACACAAGGUAAACUGAACCUGGUGGACCUGGCGGGCUCGGAGCGGAUCGGGAAGUCGGGGGCGGAGGGCAGUCGCCUCCGAGAGGCUCAGUGCAUCAACAAGUCUCUGUCGGCGCUCGGUGAUGUCAUCAACGCGCUGCGGUGCAGACACGCCCACGUCCCGUUCAGAAACUCCCGCCUCACCUACCUGCUGCAGGACUCCCUGAGCGGGGACAGCAAGACGCUGAUGAUGGUGCAGGUCUCUCCGUUGUCUAGCAACAUUAGCGAGUCGGUGUGCUCUCUGAAGUUCGCUCAGCGCGUUCGCAGCAUCGAACUCUCGUCGUCCUCCAGGAGACACGAGCCCUCGUCCACCUCGUCCUCGCCCACGCACGACAGCAUCGAGCUCGACUCCCCCCCGAUCACCCCCCUCCCUCUCCCCAUCUCUCGGGCGAGCAGCGCAGGCUCCACCCUCUCCUCCGCCUCCAGAACCCCGAGCGCCUCCCGCAGGAGGUCCCAGUCCCAACUGUCCACAGACAGACAGGUAGACAGAGCCAGCCCAUUGGUGGGGGACGGUGGGCAGGACGACUGAAGCUGACGGCCUGAGCGACCCGGAGGUGGCGCUGUGGGAUAUUAUCAUCGCGUCACCGUUGGAUGUGUUACCGCCCUCUACUGGUGGAAAGAGAAGGAGCAAAGGCUGAUGGGAAGUUUCCAUGAGCCUCUGUCAGCAGAGCACCCGGCCAAACGUUUGAUUCCCCGUGUCGUCCGGCAGCGACACGCGGACGAGAAGCUGAACUGAUCAACUCUUUACUCAUCCUCCAGAAAUCAGUAUAUGCUUUCUAAUCACAGUAUUUCCUUUAUUGUUUCUUUGUAACAUUGCACUUUAUAAAUUUAGGUUAUUUUCUAUCCCACAAUUCCAGAAGUGGUUGAUUAUAAUAUUUGCAUAAAAUGGUUAUAUAUUUAUGUUUGAUAUGCUUUAAUCCUUUUUUUUUUAUUUAGACUUUUUUCUUUUUGACGGAUGAUGCAGGAUGUGUGACAUUUGAGGUCUGUCCUCAGAGUUCUUGAAUCUCAGAUGAAUCUUGUUUAGGUGCCCCCCCCCCCCCCCCCCUCCGAUCAGGGUACUCCACUGAAGCUGUCCGUCGGGACGUGAGCAAUACGAGCAAAUCCUCACCUGUGUUCAUGAUUGUUUUGAUCUUCUCUUCCUGUGGAUGAUUUUUAGCUUAAAAUAAACGUCAUGUUCCUUCAGCUCAUUGAAAUCAAAGACUUCUUUCCUCGACUGUUUCCUCUCGGUGUGAUCCUGCUGUCGUCUCCUCGUCUCUGAAGGAAACAACAGACGUGUGCUGAGUGUGACGUGAUGCAGGAGAACCGUUAGUUGUAGAGAACAGGAACCGCUUAGAACCGCAAUGAGCUGCUGUGUUGUUGAGCUGAAGAUGAACACGACUGCUUGCUUUGUCUCCGCUGCAGAAUUCUACAGUUUGGAUUUUGUAUUCACUUUUUAAUAAACUCUUCAAAACCAA
Molecule: messenger RNA, 4640 nt
Organism: Platichthys flesus (European flounder)
Lineage: Eukaryota; Metazoa; Chordata; Actinopteri; Pleuronectiformes; Pleuronectidae
Gene: kifc3
Product: kinesin family member C3
Exons: 24
Coding region: 563-3715 (1050 amino acids)
Biological process (GO): microtubule-based movement
Molecular function (GO): microtubule binding; ATP binding; microtubule motor activity
Source: RefSeq, a predicted model, not a curated record